AUAAUCUACCAACGCAUCCAGGAACACACCCGAAAACACAGGACUUUCUCUCUCUCAAACACACACACUCUCUCUCACACACAUAAGAACACAGUCAGACGGUUAGCCAUGGUGAUCAAGCUAGAGAAAACCCUAUCAAGCGACAUGAAUGCAAGAAUCAUAGGUUCAGGAAAAGAAACUCUGGUUUUAGCUCAUGGCUAUGGCGGAGACCAGUCUGUUUGGGACAAGGUUCUUCCUGGACUGAGUCAGACUUACCAAGUUGUUGUUUUCGACUGGAGUUUCUCCGGCGCCAUUAAAGAUCCAAACACCCUCUUUGAUCCUGCCAUAUACUGCUGUUAUGAUGCUUUUUCUGAUGACCUGACUGCCCUUCUUGAAGAGUUGAACUUAGAUUCGACGGUGUUUGUCGGCCACUCCAUGUCUGGCAUGAUUGGAUGCAUUGCUUCCAUAAAAAAGCCUCAUCUCUUCAAAAGGCUCAUCCUUAUUGGAUCGUCUCCAAGGUAUGUAAAUUCAGAAAGCUAUGAAGGUGGAUUUGAUAUCAAAGACAUUGAACAACUAUUCUCAACUAAAACUGUAUUCUUAUCGGACCAUUGUGACAUUCUUGAAAAGGUUGUAAUCCCAUGCACCAUAGUCCAAACAACAAACGACAUUGUUGUUCCAUUAUCAGUUGUUGAGUACAUGAUGAAGAUGAUCAAGGGAGAAUCAACUGUUGAGAUGAUUGAUACCGUGGGACAUUUUCCUCAACUCACUGCCCCUCUUAAGCUUCUUGAAAUCAUUGAUAGAUUGAUGAAUGUUUGCUUAUCUUAA
Molecule: messenger RNA, 804 nt
Organism: Lactuca virosa
Lineage: Eukaryota; Viridiplantae; Streptophyta; Magnoliopsida; Asterales; Asteraceae
Source: the annotation of a GenBank genome assembly